AUGUACUCUGCAGGCUUGGAGAUCCUCGGGAUGAUCCUGGCCGUGGCCGGCUGGCUGGGGGUGAUGGUGACCUGCGGCCUGCCCAUGUGGCGGGUGGCCGCCUACAUCGGUCAGAACAUAGUCAUCUCCCAGGUGAUCUGGGAGGGCUUGUGGAUGAACUGUUCAGUGCAGAGCACGGGCCAGAUGCACUGCCGGGUGCACGACUCCAUGCUGGGGCUGCCGGUGGACCUACAGGCAGCUCGGGCUCUGGUCAUCGUCUCCAUGGUGCUGUGCAUCGUGGGCAUCGGACUGUCGGUGGCCGGUGCCAAGUGCACCAACUGCAGCCGGGAUGUGAGCAGCAAGCCGCGGCUCGUGGUGGCCGCCGGAGUGACCUUCGUGGUGGCUGGACUGCUGCUGCUGGUGGCUGUGUCCUGGACGGCACACGCCAUCGUCCUGGGCUUCUACGACCCGAUGCUGCAGGAGACGGGGAAGAGGGAGUUUGGGAAUGCUCUUUCAGACAUGCCUUCGAUAGGACUGGAGAUACUUGGAGUGACUCUGGCUGUCCUGGGAUGGAUCUUGGCCAUUGUAUCCUGCGCCUUGCCCAUGUGGAGAGUGUCGGCCUUUAUUGGGGUGAACAUCGUCACGGCGCAGACCACCUGGGAAGGCAUCUGGAUGAACUGCGUGGUCCAGAGCACGGGUCAGAUGCAGUGCAAAAUCCACGACUCCAUGUUGGCUCUAACCGCAGAUCUCCAGGCCGCCCGCGCCCUCACCAUCAUCUCCAUCUUGGUGGGCAUCGUGGGAGUCCUGGUGGCCAUGAUGGGGGCAAAAUGCACCAACUGUGUGGAUGAAGAAUCGGCCAAGGCUCGCGUGAUGAUAGCCGCCGGCGUGGCCUUCAUCGUGGCUUCUGUGACCCAGUUGAUCCCUGUGUCGUGGUCUGCCCAUACCAUCAUCAUGGAGUUCUACAGUCCCAUCAUACCCGAGGCACAGAAGAGGGAGAUCGGUGGGGCUCUGUACCUGGGCUGGGCCGCAGCUGCAUUUCUGCUCAUUGGAGGGGGCAUCCUCUGCUCCAGUUGCCCCACGCAACCUGAGAAAAGGUACCCAUCAAAGAUGAUGUACUCCCAACAAACUAGGUCGCUUGCCCCAAGUGCUUACGAUAGGAGAGACUAUGUCUGAAAAGACUGCUCAGAGAGAACUGGAGAGGACGAUCACUUUUCCUAUAACAUUUCUUUCUUCAUGUUGAGCUGGAGAAAACUCCAAUAUAUUCAUGACACAAAAUAAUGUAUGCCCUCUAGAGCAGAGCACGCAUCAAACUUGUUUUUCUGUGUUAAAUAUUUUGUUUGUAACUUUGAGGCUGCUGGAAGUACUGAUGCUAACAACUAUAUGUUCGUGAUGUGGUGUGCCCUGUGUUUUAUACAUGAUGAUCUUUUUUUUUUUCAUUAAAAAGGCCUUGU
Molecule: messenger RNA, 1430 nt
Organism: Anoplopoma fimbria (sablefish)
Lineage: Eukaryota; Metazoa; Chordata; Actinopteri; Perciformes; Anoplopomatidae
Product: claudin-4-like
Exons: 2
Coding region: 1-1152 (383 amino acids)
Biological process (GO): bicellular tight junction assembly; cell adhesion
Cellular component (GO): plasma membrane; bicellular tight junction
Molecular function (GO): structural molecule activity
Source: RefSeq, a predicted model, not a curated record